UUUAAAGCAUCCACAACGUGCCAACCGUUACCGUUAGAUCGCAAAUCAAAGCACAUAGAAAAUGUCGAAAAUCUUCGCUCUUGCCGUCAUCGCUCUUAGCGCCACCAUCUGUUUGACGAACGCUCUGCCCGCUGUCAGUGAGCUGUACGGUGCCCCUCAUCACGGUGCUGGCGGUCGUGGUGGUGGUGCUGCCAGCAGUGCCGACGCUCAUGCCGAAAUACGCAGCCUCACCAACGACCUGAAAGAAGACGGCAGCUACAAUUACCAAUUCGAAACCAGUAACGGUAUUGCGGCACAAGAAUCUGGCGUUGGCGGACAUUAUGCCACCGGCUCUUCACAAUACUAUUCGCCAGAGGGUCAAUUGAUCCAGCUCACAUACACCGCCGAUGAGAAUGGCUUCCAACCACAAGGUGCUCAUCUGCCCACACCACCACCAGUGCCAGAAGCUAUCCUCAAGGCUUUGGAAUACAUUCGCACUCAUCCAUACCAGGAGGAACAGCAACAAUCUUAUGCUUCGCAGCACUCUCGUGCAUCGGCACCACAACAACAAUAUGGCGCUCCCUAUCGCAAAUACUAGAAAUAACAAUUGACAGUAAAGUAAACGUAAAAUAACAUAUUUGUGCUCAAGUUUAAAUGCUUAGGAUUACUCUCUUGUAUUUUAAUACUUUAUACAUACUCUCUCAGUCAUCUGAUUUUUCGACAUGUUAAAAACUAUUACUAAAUUCCGAAGAAGUCAGUCACAGUGGUUAGAUUUUUUUACUUGUAAACCUAAAUGUUUUCUGUUAACAAUUUCCUUUAUAUGCAAUGCCAGCAGAUGUGAUAACAUGGCUAGUUGUUGAACUUUGUGAGCUGAUGCGCGUAGACGUGACAUCAUAAAACAUAACCUCUUUCUUCACUUUGUUAGUUUAAUAUACGUAUAGUAAAUAAAUUUUUGUAUUGAGUAUUUA
Bactrocera neohumeralis is the source of this 947-nucleotide messenger RNA. Its product is annotated as pupal cuticle protein Edg-78E-like. Bases 62 to 577 code for a protein of 171 amino acids. Gene Ontology annotation, molecular function: structural constituent of chitin-based larval cuticle. Gene Ontology annotation, cellular component: chitin-based extracellular matrix. Lineage: Eukaryota; Metazoa; Arthropoda; Insecta; Diptera; Tephritidae. The transcript is spliced from 2 exons. The record is from RefSeq and is a predicted model, not a curated record.